AUGAUUAUUAACAAGGUUAUGUUUGCAUUGAAACACAACGUUUCAAAUAAAAAUAUUAGCAAUACAUGUAGACUUUUGAUAAGUGGUAAUAUUUAUAAUUUUCAACAAUAUUCAGUUCGAAGAAAUUUUACAAAAUUUUCAUACGAAAGGAACAAAGUUAAGAAGAAUUAUUCACUUUUAUUGUUCAUCCUUCCUUGUUUUAUUACAAGCUUUAUAGGUUGGAGAAGUAUAAGGGAAAGAUGUUUUUCCGUGGUUAAUGCAGCUGAAAUGAUCACCGAAGAAGAAUCUGAUAGUGAAGAUGAGAACCAACAAUUAGACGAUCAAAAAAAAAAGAAGAAAAAAGAGAAAAUUGGUUUCCGCGUUCGAAAGAUAAUAGAGUAUGAAAAUCGUAUAAGACAUUACUCCACUCCUGACAAAGUAUUCCGAUAUUUUGCUACUCUGCAAGUGGUCAACAACGACAUCCACGAGAUCUUCAUGACACCUGACGACUUUUUAAGAUCAAUAACUCCUGGUGUUAAGCAACCAGAUGGGCUCGGCUUGGACAAGUAUAAACGCUACGAUCCGAAGAAUAUACACACGAAAUUGGAACUGGCGUUAGAUGAAGAUAGUAUCUUUUACAAACUUGGAAGCGCCGGACUGAUUACUUUCUCCGAUUAUAUAUUUUUGCUUACCGUAUUGUCCACUUCUAGGAGGCACUUCGAAAUCGCGUUCAGAAUGUUCGACUUUAAUGGCGACGGUGACGUGGACUCUGAGGAAUUCGGAAAAGUCGCUACUUUGAUUCGGCAACAAACUAGCAUCGGUAAUCGACAUCGCGACCAUGUUACCACUGGCAGUAUGUUCAAGGGCGUUAAUUCAGCGUUGACUACGUACUUCUUUGGAUCGAACAUGAAAGGAAAGCUGACAAUUGAAAAAUUCCUCGAGUUUCAGCAACAGUUACAAAGAGAAAUACUUAGUCUCGAAUUCGAGCGAAGAAAUCCGGACGAAAACGGUCGCAUAACAGAAGUAGAUUUCACGGAAUUAUUACUUGCUUAUGCUGGAUAUCCUGAUAAGAAAAAGUCAAAGAUUAUAAAAACUGUAAAGAAACGGUUCAAGGAGAAUCCAAAGGGAAUAGACAAAGAUGAAUACCUGAAAUUUUUUCACUUUUUGAAUAAUAUUAACGACGUGGACACGGCGCUGACAUUUUAUCAUAUUGCUGGAGCAUCGAUCGAUCAAGCUACACUAAAACACGUGGCAAGAACAGUAGCUCAUGUCGAUUUGAGUGACCACGUGAUACAAGUGGUCUACACUAUUUUUGACGAAAAUAUGGACGGUCAGUUAAGCAAUAAAGAAUUUGUUGCUGUAAUGAAAAACAGAGUUUUAAGGGGAUUGGAAAAACCGAAAGAUACUGGUUUCGUGAAGUUAAUCGAAUCAAUGGCUAAGUGCGUAAAGAUCAGUUAUAACAUGCAUUUCGAUAAUUGA
Messenger RNA from Habropoda laboriosa, 1458 nucleotides. RefSeq names its product calcium uptake protein 1 homolog, mitochondrial (gene MICU1). Gene Ontology annotation, molecular function: calcium ion binding. Lineage: Eukaryota; Metazoa; Arthropoda; Insecta; Hymenoptera; Apidae. Gene Ontology annotation, cellular component: uniplex complex. The record is from RefSeq and is a predicted model, not a curated record. The transcript has 11 exons. Bases 1 to 1458 code for a protein of 485 amino acids. Gene Ontology annotation, biological process: mitochondrial calcium ion homeostasis; calcium import into the mitochondrion.